UUCGAAUAUAAAUAAAUAGAACUAGAACACUGUUACCAUUUUGAGAACUUCGCGAAUGCCGGUGCAUAUAGAUUGCAUUUUAACAAAAAACAUCAACAGAUCGACAACUUCCAACUGAAUUGUGUCGCUGGCGUUUAAUGUUAAAGCAAAUCUAUCCGAGAUGUGUGUGCUUGCCAGUCAGAAAGAAAAGUGUGAGAGCAAAACGAUACAUAACCUACAAAGAGAAUUUUCCAUGGUGUUUGUCGACGAGUACGGUGCGCAAAUUGUCAACCAGCGAGAAGAAUCGCUCAUCGGAAAAUUCUGCGCACUUGCCGUCGCAAUCACAGAUCGUCAUCGCCGGCGCCGGAACCGUCGCUAACUCCGUCGCUUAUCACUUGAUUCAGAAUGGAUGGAACGAUGUUCUUGUCCUGGAACAAAAUACAAUUGGCCACGGAUCCUCACACUUUGGUUCCGGCACGCUGGGACUCUUUAAACCAAUUUCUCACAGAAACCUGAUCGCAUAUAGCAUUAAAUUGUAUCAACAAUUGCAAGAAAUGGGCCAUGAUAUAGGACUGAGACAGUGUGGUAGUAUAUAUCUGGCACAGUCCAAGGAAAGAAUGGUGGCUUUAAAAAGAAGAAUGGCCUACAACGUACCGACUGGAUUGCAUUGUGAGGUUUUAGGCAGAGAGGAAUUGAAAAGAAUACAUCCCUAUCUACAUGUUGACGACCUGGAAGGAGCAAUUUGGGUAGCAGAAGAUGCUGUUGCCAAUCUAAAUGCGAUUUGCAACGUUUUAGCAACAUUAGCGAAGCAAGGAGGAGCACGAUAUAUUGAACACUGUUAUAUAGAAGAAGUGAAGACUGAGAAAGGUGCUGUUAAAAGUGUCAAGACUGAACACGGUACUGUUUCCUGCGAAUAUUUCAUUAACUGUGCUGGGAUGUGGGCUCGUGAGUUGGGAUUAAGAUGUACACCACCUGUAAGAAUUCCUGCAUAUCCUGUGGAACAUUUGUACGCGAUCGUGCCGCCUUUGUCAUUGGAAGUCAGUACAUCUUGGCCGUGUGUGCGAGACUUUGACUCGUACUCCUACAUGAGAGAAUGGCAAGGUGGACUUUUGCUUGGUUGGUUUGAGCCUGAUGCAAAACCCGCGUUUGAGAGCAAUCGCGUUCCUUCAAAGAAUUGGAUGGAAUACGUGGAGAGCGAUCCAGUUCAUUGGCAGCCAUUAUGGGACAAAGUCUUACAUAGAUUACCAAUUUUGAAGGAAGUAAAAUAUCCAAAUAUAUACAAUUGUCCUGACAAUUUCACUCCGGACGGUAGAUGGAUAUUGGGGGAAAGUCCCGAGGUAAAGAAUUACUUCGUCGCUGUCGGGAUGAACGGCAAUUCAUUGCAAGGUGCCGGCGGAAUUGGCAAAGAAAUCGCCGAAUCUUUGAUAAACGGCGAAUCCACACAAGAGGUGCUCCCGUUCAAUGUGCAAAGAUUUCUGGAUUUGCACAACAAUAAACAAUAUUUGCAGCAGAGAAUGAAGGAAGUGGUCGGUCGGAAUUAUGCUAUAUUGUAUCCACAUCAAUCGGAAUACAAAUAUGCCCGUAAAUUACGUUGCUCGCCUUUAUAUUCCGUAUUGGAAGAGCGGGGCGCAAUCUUUGGUAUAAAAAUGGCAUACGAGCGUCCACUUUACUUUGAUCCAACUUACAGACGGGGACAAAAAAAGCCGAUUAUGCCGAAAGGUAGUUUUUAUAAACCAAAGUUCUUCGAUUUCAUAAAGGAAGAGUUUCAAGCGUGUAGAGAAGGAGUCGGGAUAAUAGACAUGAGUUCAUUCUCGAAGAUCGAAAUUAAAUCUAGUCGCGUGGAAGUGGUGGAGUAUCUACAGAAAUUAUGUUCUAACGACGCCAAUAUACCAGUCGGUGGAAUCGUUCACACAGGAAUGCAAAAUGAAAAGGGUGGUUAUGAGAAUGACUGUAUGUUAGUGCGACAAGGCGAAAGUAGCUAUUUUAUGGUCUCACCGACGUCGCAGCAGACACGUAUUUAUCAGUGGAUGUCCAGACAUUUGCCAGCGGAUCAUUCGGUGGGUCUUAACGAUGUGACUUCAAAAUACACGGUGAUCAACAUCGUAGGUCCGAAAACUACUGAAUUGCUGUCGGAGUUAUCCAACUCUGAUAUCAAUCUUUUACCUUUUACUUACAAGACAGUAAACAUCGCAUACGCUUCGGACGUUAUGGUAAUGGCAUUCACGCAUACUGGUGAACCUGGCUAUUGUCUCUAUAUACCGUCGGAAUAUGCACUGCACAUUUAUUCAACAUUGAUGGCGGUAGGAAAGGAUUACGGUGCAAGAGACGUCGGCGUGCUCACGCAGCGUUUUAUGAGAAUAGAGAGGUUUAUUCCAUUCUGGGCUGAAGAACUGACGCCAUAUGUCACACCGUACGAGGCGGGAAACGGCUACAGCGUAAAAUUGGAUAAAGAUUACUUUAUUGGCAAAUCCGCUUUACAACGUCAGAAAGUACAGGGCGUGACAAAGCGAUUGGUUUUAUUUGUACUCAAUGGUAUGGAUUUGAACAAAGAUGUGUGGGCCUGGGGUGGUGAACCAUUGUAUCGGAACGGUGAAUUCGUUGGCACUGUUACAUCAGCCGGCUAUGGUUUUAUUAUGGAGAAACUGAUUUGCCUUGGGUUUAUCAGUCUCCCCGGAGCGAGACAUAAGCAAGAGACAAACAUUAUCACCACUGAUUUCAUAAUGGAUCCAAGAGCGCGUUAUGAAAUCGAUAUUGCUGGAACUAGAUUUCCUGCUAAACCGCACAUUCAUCCAUUGCCUAUACCAGUAUUAAGUAGUCAAUUGAACAAGAAAUAUAUUCCUACUCCUGUUGUGUCAUAUCAGAGUGAUGUUUCACGUUAAAAAUAAAGCUCUAGUCAUUUUUGUUACUUGUAUAUUUUUAGCGAGUAACGUGAAGAUUACCUGUGUAGUUCUGUGUGAUAAAUUAUAGCUUACGGCAUAUGUGAUAUAAGACUCACAGUAUCAGUAAUUCUACGUAUCGUUACUUUUUAUUUCCUAACUAUUAUAUAAUUUUUCUAAAAGAAUUGUUCUCGUAUUUUAUAAUAUAAAUUGCAAAUCUGCAUCAAAAGUAUUGUAUCGUGUAACAUAUAUUUUUAUAUUCAUAGCAUCUCUCUCUUACAUGUGCUGUAUAAAUUUUCAUAAUUAUACAAUUUUGAAACCAAUUGACUGUUCUUUUAAUCACAGCUUUUUUGGUAUAUUAGUAUUUAUUACAUUUUUCCAAUUUUCAACAUUAUAUGUAUCUUUCCUAUUGCGUUCAAAAUUAAAAUUCUAA
This is a messenger RNA of Linepithema humile (Argentine ant), 3288 nucleotides long. RefSeq names its product pyruvate dehydrogenase phosphatase regulatory subunit, mitochondrial-like. Lineage: Eukaryota; Metazoa; Arthropoda; Insecta; Hymenoptera; Formicidae. The record is from RefSeq and is a predicted model, not a curated record. Gene Ontology annotation, molecular function: protein binding; oxidoreductase activity. Gene Ontology annotation, cellular component: mitochondrion; mitochondrial matrix; cytoplasm.